UAGGUGGCAGUAUGCAGCAAAAGAGAUGUAGUCAGCCAGGAAAUUAAAAAAAGAAAAAGAGUCGCUCUCGCGAGUCGCGAGACUCGAUGAAACUUAGGAAAACGAAACUCAAGCCAACGGAACUCGUCUGGUAGAAGCACGAGCAAAUAGAAGUGGCACGAUGGCCUCAUCGAGAUAAAGCCAACGAUUGCAAAAUUGCCGCGGCUAUCGACAUGAAUCUGGAAUCGGCGGGUCAGCUUCCGAUGAUCGACGUUGAGCUGGAAGACGGGGAAAUCUGCGACGACGACGGUGAGGAGAGCUCCGCCGCCCGGCUGGGGGAGGGGAACGGCAGCAGGCCUGCCGGCGCCGCGGUACCUCCGCGGGGUCCAAGGCCACCCUACAUGGGCCCCUCGCCGCCAGGCUUUCACCACAUGAUGCCCUACGACGUCCACGGACCGUCGAACCACCGGCAACAGUGCGGGCCGAGCGGGCCCGAUCGACCCCACGCUCCUGGUCCCCUCCCGCUGCCGCUACCCCUUCCGCUACCGCCCGGGCCUGGGCCGGGCCCGGGGCCGGGGCUCGCUCCUCUGUGUGGCGGGCCCGGUCCGCGGCCCAGCUUCUGGGAGCGGAGCCACGGCGCUCUGGGGAGGUUCAGGCACCGAAGCGUCUCCAACGGUGGACGAGGGGCCUGGAACCGAGGAGGCUGGACCGACCACAGACCCCCGAUGGCUCGUUACGGGCCAGCAGAGAACAGCAACAGGGAGCCCCCUGGCAGGAAACAGAAGCCACUCGGAAGGAUCCCGGCCAGAAGACCACCACCGAGUAUGGCCAAGUGCGAGGGUGCCGAGUCCUUCGAGGACCUGCUGUCCAAGUAUAAGCAGAUUCAGAUGGAGCUGGAAUGCAUCCGCAAAGAGGAAAGCAUGGCGCUGGAGGCCAAGGUCCAGGAGCCGGAGCCCAAGGGUCAGGAGGCAGCGGCCAAGGUUCAGGGAGCGGAGGAGUGUCCCGCAGAAGGCGUCACGCUUCCCCAGGCUUCCGUGCAGGUUGCGGCAGACACCAAGAAAAGUUUCCAGGCAUUCAACAUCAAACCUCUGCGCGUGAAACUUUUUACGCCUGCCAGUCUGGACACGAGCACAGAGGAGGAGGAGAAGCAGCAGCAGCAGGAGGAGAAAGCCGCGCACAUGCGGGUUGACGCAGAGGCCAAGGUGGCACAGAUGGAAUUGGAGGUCGUGAAGCCGUGCGUGUGUUGCGACGAAGAAGCCAAGGAUGGUGAGAAAACUCCCGGCAGAGAGUCGUCGGCCUCCAGCGAGGACGUCUUCAUCUGCAUCGAUGAGCUGGGCGGUCAGCUGGAGGAGGAGGACCUGUCGGAGUUGCAGCUGCGUUUGCUCGCCCUGCAGUCGGCCAGCAAGAAGUGGCAGCAGAAGGAGCGGCAGGUGAUGAAGAGGAGCAGAGAACCGAUGGCCGCCAGGCCGAGGGUCGACGAAAGGACCAGGACCAGGUCCAGGCCUCAGGACCGGGAGCGAGACAAGGCCAAGCCCGGGAGCAGAGAGCAUUCCAAAGCCUCCCCGAAGCCCGCCGCCAGAACUCCUCCGGACAGAAGCCGGCCCAAGAAGAGCAGCGGCUCAGCUGCAGCCACAAAACAGGCGUUGAGGAAACUCCAGCGGCAGCGGGAUGAAGACGAACGACACAAACGAGAGGAUGAAAUCCGCAAGAUCCGGGACCUGUCCAACCAGGACGAGCAGUACAAGCGCUUCAUGAAGCUGGUGGGGGGCAAGACGCACGGCAGCGCCAAGGCCAGGGACGGCGAGGGCAGGAAGUCCGCCGGCAGGACGGGCACGGACGCCACGGGAAACCUCUACCAGUACGAUAAUUACGAUGAGGUUGCCAUGGACACGGACAGCGAGCCCGGUUCUCCAGCACGUGCCUCUUUCCCCGCUGAAGGCUCCGCUUCGUUCCCCGUGACGCCGCUUUACGCGACGCCUUUCGCCGCCUGCCCCCCUCCCUUGCCGCCGCCUCUCCCUCCUCCGGCCAACGAGCGCGCGCCUCCUCCAAAGCCUCCGUUUGCCGAUGAGGAAGAGGAGGAAGAGAUGCUGCUCAGGGAGACCUGCCUCAUGUCCAUGGCCAACAAGCGGGUGGUGACCGAAGAGCAGGAGCCGUCCUGGAGCGGCCCCCGCUCCCCGAGCGCUGCGCCCCUCGCAGCCACCGAGCAGCCCGGCAGAGGAAACCUGAGCGCCGUCAGCCUCAACACCAUGACGGCGCCGCACGGACACAAGUUUGCCAGAGGAGGAGCUUCGAGAGCACCACUGGUGCUGCCACGCCACAAGUCUGUGGUGGUGUCUCUGAACGGGUCGGAUGACAGCGACUCGGACUUGGACGCGGCGGCCCAGGGCAUGUACGGCGGCCUGGAGUUCAUGAUCAAAGAAGCCCGAAGGACGGCCGAGGUCAACGCCAACAAGUCCAAAGGCGCGGCGGAGACCUCGGAGAAGGAGAACAAUCCGAUGCGGACGCCCGAAGCUUUGCCCGAGGCCAAGAAGGCAGAGUACCGCUGCCUCAGGGAUGAGCUCGCCAGCAGAGAGAAGCAGAAGGCAUCCGGUCAUGACGCUCACUCGGCGACUGCCGCCGCUGCCACGGCCGCCUCGCUGGUCAGUGAAGCUGAGCAGAAGCUGCUGAAGCAAAGAGAGUUGCUGGCACGAGACGAGGCGCUGCUCAAGAGCCUCCUGCAGCAGCAGCUCAAGAAGUCCGAGUCCCUCAAGGCGGCCGAGUCCAAGGUGGCCAGGCUCCGGGAGCAGAUGCAGGCCUCCGAGAAGAUCGUCCUCGCCAACAAAACACUGUUGAAGAAGAUUCAAGAGCAGGUGCGGCGUGUAGAGCACCGCGUGUCGAUCAAGAAGGCGCUGGCUGCUCGCUUGGCGCAGGAACUGCUUUGGACUCAGAAGGCCGCCGGAAGAGAACCCAAACGCAAAGCCGGAGCUGUCCACAAGCCGGCCAGGAAGCUUCAACGAGUGGAUGCCGCCAAUCACAUUGCAGCGCUGAUGGCUCAGAAGCAGCGUCUGCAGCAACUGGAGUCCGAAUACGCUCUGAAGAUCCAGAAGCUGAAGGAGGCCCAGGUCUUGCGCAACAGGGCGGCACCGUCUGAAGCGCCGAGCGAGCAGCGGCCCAAACCUGCUGUGCUCCCCGACCCCAAAGUCUGUCUCCCGGGCUCCCCCGGCCCACCUCAGCCCUCCCUGCACGACCUCACCCAGGACAUACUGGUCCUGGGCAGCGACGACGGCCCAGAGCCCGAGGCCGACGAACCCGUGGCGGGGGAACCGAAAGGGGAUGACCAGGAGACGACUUGCUCGCCUCCCGCGGGGUCCGCUCCCCCUCAGCGUCGCUCCUUCCGCCGCUCCAGCUCCACCAAACCCAACCUGGAGCAGCUGAGUUCCGCUCCUGCUGCCAAAGGCCCCGCCGCCGCCAAUCCCGCCAAGAAUGCGGCGGACGCGGCCACUGACGCGUGCGCUGCCGGUCUGGACUUGGAAGCGCUCAGGAGACGCCACCAGCAGCAGCUCGGGGUGGGAGAGCUCCUCCUGCAGGAACUGGCCAGCCUUGGUGAGCUGCACCACGUGGAGGACCAGGACGCGCAUGUGCACAAAACCGCUAAGGUGCUGGCCGCGGUCACGGACACGAGCAAAGGCGUUGGGUGGCCCGCCAGGCCAGUUCCUUUUGGCCCUUACCGCAGUCCUCUGUUGGUCUUCAAGUCUUACAGGUUCAGCCCGUACUACAGAACCAAGGAGAAGUUGUCCCUGAGCUCGGCUACCUACAGCAACACCAUCCAGCCCAAACGGUGCUUCUGCCGCUUCGACCUGACGGGAACGUGUAACGACGACGACUGUUCAUGGCAGCAUGUGAGAAGCUGCACGCUGACAGGAAGUCUGCUGUUCCAGGAUGUGCUCUCCUACAACUUGUCUCUGAUUGGCUGCUCGGACAGCAGCACGGAUAGCCAAGUCAGCGCCGCCACAGAAAAGUACCUGAGCAAGCUGUUCGGUCCGCACAAAGACGGGAUGGCGGUGGACCAGAAGGCCGUCUUUCUGGUCAGCAAAGUCAACGAGAGCCGUCGUCACGUGCCGCCCUUCACCACUUGGAAGGACAAAAGGAAAUGGAGGCCGUCGGCGCAAAGCGAGCGCCACGAGGACCGCGACGGCGAGGAAAAUGCCGCCCUGGGGGAGCAGACGUGCGGAACAUCGGCAGACGUUGGCGUUUGCUCGUUGGACGCGUGCGUGACGUCUGAGGACAAGCGUUACUUUGUCAGCGACACGGACGACAUCUGCAAGCUGGAGAGCAGCGUGUCGGACAACCCCGAUGACACGCAGCUGUGGAUCAAGCUGGCCUUCAGAUACCUCCACCAAGGCGACACGCCGCCUACCGAGUGCUUGGAGGCAGCCCUGAACACGUUGUCUCGAGCGCUGGAGAGUAACUGCGACGACCCCGAAGUGUGGACGCACUUCCUGACGCUCUUCUCUCGCCGCGGACGCCGCGACGAAGUGGAGGAGAUGUGCCAGAUGGCCGUGGAGCACGCGCCGCACCACCGCGUCUGGUGGAACUAUCUGAGCUUGGCGAGCACGUUUGAGGCGAAAGACUCCGUGUGCGAGCGUCUCAUCGGCUUCCUGCUGGGCGAGGAGUGCGGUGGGGCGUCCGAGGAGCGCUCCUUCCAGCUGUUGGAGGCGCUGCUCUACCGCGUCCACUUGAACGUUUUCCCGGGCCGUAUGGCUGCCGGCCCGGGCAUCUUCCCGCUGUCCGGCCCCACCGAGUCCGGCCCGUCCAGGCUCGUCAGCGCCGAAAGCUUCCUGUUACCGUGGCGCUCAGCCGCCGACAUUAAUAUGCCAGAGGAGCAGCUCAUCUGCCUUUUUACAGACGGCAUCCGUCAGUGCUGUGACGAGUCUCUGGCGCCAAGAGAGAGGACGUUGGGUGCCGCCGCCUCGUGCCUCUGCGCGCUGGCCGAGUGUCCCGACAACGCCGAGGUUUUCUACCACUGCUGCCGGUUUCUCAUGGCUCAGGACAAGUGGAGCGCCGUCACGCCGCUCUUCCAAGGAUUCGUCUCGUCUCUGUGUGAGGAGCCAAGCGCUCACAUGGCGCCCGUCGAUCUCCUGCGGAGUAUCCUGGGCCUCCCCACAGAUGAGGUGCGGGCGUCGGCCGUCGUCAGGAAAGAUCUGCAAGAUCGGCUGCUCCAGCAGCGCUCCUUCCUGCAUCUGCUUCACUGUCGCUGGCAUUGGUUGCGCGGAUCGGUGGGGGACACGCUGGACGCCUUCGAGAGGGCGCUGGGCUCGGCCAUAACAUGCGACGAGCUUCACCGCCUGUGGACUGACUACCUUCAGUUCUGCAGCGCGCACGCGGCCCAGCGUCUGCCCAACUUGAUCCUGCGCUGCCUGGGCACCGUGCCCGCCCGGUUGGAGGUGCCCUUUGACCCCACCCACUUCUGGACAUCUUAUCGCUUCCACAACAAGGUGGUGACGCUCUACCUCAGCUGCGUUGACGCAUCGCAGCAUGCGGCGCUCCUGGAAAGACUGCAUUACAUGAUGCCCGCCAACCUGGCCCUUUCGCUCAGGUUGAUGCAGCACGAGUGUUCAGAGGGAAACAUGGAGCAUGUCCGCUUCCAGGCCAAGAUGCUGACCAACAGCGCCCCCAAAUGUUUGCCGGCAUGGAACGUAGCCAUCGCAGCGGAGGCGGAGCUAAGGCAGCCGGCAGAGGCUCGUCGUACGGUCCAGCAAGCGCUCCAGCAUCUUCCGCUCUGCGCCCAACUCUGGAAACAUGUAAAUCACACACAAGCUAGGCUACAGGCUAACAGGAAGCAGCCGCUCCCAUUAUAUCGAAUGACUCGGGUUCACCUGUCACCCCUCCCCCACCCGCUUGCACCCAACCGCACUCCCGCGCCUUCCUUCUGUGGCGCGUCUCCUAAUUCCUCCCUCGCGUCCCUCAACUUCCUGCUACCCCGCCGCCCCGCCAAUUCAAUAUCUUUCCACUUCCUGCCUCCCCUCCAUCUCAUUCCCGCUUCCCGCCCUCUUCUGUGUCCCCCUUCUUCCCGCUCCCCACAGCUUCUGCAGUGGGAGGCGUGCGUCGGCAGCGCAGGCGCCAUGGAGCGUGCAUGCCGCAUGCUGUCCCGCAGCGAAGAGGCAGGCGUGACAUUAGUCGAGCCAGUCGCCACCGCUCAGACGGACGCCGUCUGAUUGGCGGACGUCGGUUGACGCGUGAGGGCGGCGAUACUUUGAGUCAGAAAGUUGAGAGCAAAAAGCGGCGCCUCCUCCUGGUGUACGUAAGUAUGUCUGCUGAGUGACGUUUGCUUUGUCUCACUUGCUCUCUUUUCCCUGGGGGGGGGGUCCGAAAGACGUUUUUCGCCAUUUUUUUUUUCUUUUGUGCGGAAGAAAGCAGACUUUUAUUUUGUUAACUUCUGAGAAACAAAGACACUGCCACAUGUUUGGCCUUAGCCACAUCUCAGCGAAGCCGCAGGAAGUGACAAACGCUGGACACCAAACGGCUCAUUUGCAAAUUUGUCUUUUUUUUUUUUUUGUCUUUUUUUUUGUGAUUAAAAGCCUUGGUCAUCAGUGAAUGUUUUUCUAAAUAUAUAUUAAAUUAUUUUAUCAACACAAACACGA
Hippocampus comes (tiger tail seahorse) is the source of this 6599-nucleotide messenger RNA. It is a transcript of the gene zfc3h1, whose product is annotated as zinc finger C3H1-type containing. Gene Ontology annotation, cellular component: nucleus; exosome (RNase complex). The transcript has 33 exons. NCBI's taxonomy places the organism in Eukaryota, Metazoa, Chordata, Actinopteri, Syngnathiformes, Syngnathidae. The record is from RefSeq and is a predicted model, not a curated record. The coding region runs from base 213 to 6173 and encodes 1986 amino acids. Gene Ontology annotation, molecular function: protein binding.